AUGGCGCCCCGUCCCCUCACCGGAAGCUAUGCACCUCUCACGGCAGAGGGGAAUCUAUCAUUGUCGCAAUUCAUGACACAAUUCAAUCCUGACAAUGUCGCCUCUGACAAGGUCGUCCACGUGGAUACAAUCAUGAACAAGGCCAUAACCUACGGAGCCCUACGAGAAGAAGCCGCCAAGUGUGCUUGGGGUUUGAAAAACUUAGGCUUGCAGAAGGGGAAGCUGGUCCUAGCCAUCGCGCCAAACUCGACAGAUUUCGUUCUGCUCGCACACGCAACAUGGUGGGCAGGGGCAUGCUUCUCGCCAGUCAAUCCUUCAUCGACCGGCAAAGAACUUGCCCACUUUCUGAACCUCACAAAGCCUGCCAUUGUCGCAGUAUAUCCCGCCUGCCUGGCGGCUCUCCGAGAAGCCAUAAAGUUGACUAGAAUGACGCCAACCAUCAUUACUCUGAUCUCAAGAUCAGGGGCCUUACCGCUUUUCCCGGACGACAUUGCUGGACGUACCAGAGAUGAAGUGGCUGCCGUCUACAGCCUCACCAGUGAUAGGCUGAGUGCCAGAACAACUGCAGCUGUGGUCUGCUUCUCAUCGGGUACCACUGGAAAGGUCAAAGGUGUGCAAUUGUCACACUAUAACCUCAUUUCCAAUGUUUUACAGAUGAGAUGCUCUCUCCCGAGUCUAGCGAAUUCCUCGCAGCGUGAGGUCUUCUUCGCACCGUAUUGCCACAUCUACGGCAUGUCAUGUGUCGUGGUGCAGGCCAUGUGGCUAGGUGCCUUUGCCUGCGCCAUACACGCAUUCAAUCUCGAUGUGUUUUGCGCAAAAAUGGCAGAAUUCAGAGCCACCUGGGCGCACGUUGUGCCUCCGGUUGCUGUCAUGUUGGCAGCAUCUGACAUACCCAUGAAGUAUGAUCUGUCUGCCCUGCAACGUAUCGUGGUGGCUGCGGCACCUACAAAGAAGUCCCUUCAGACUCAGCUCAAAGCCCGAUUUUCGCAGUCAGUGAAGGUCUUGCAAGGUUACGGACUCACGGAAUGCUCGCCAAGUGUCCUCCAUCAGCACGAAUCCGACGAGGACGAUAUCGGGACAGUCGGGAAAGUCUUAUCGGGUACACAAGUUCGACUGGUCGACCCUGUCUCGAAGGAAGACGUUGCACCUGGGCAAGAAGGGGAACUUUGGGUGCAGGGGCCGCAGGUGAUGAUGGGCUAUUUAGGUGAUUCCGAAGCUACGGCCGGAACAUUUUCAGGUGGCUGGUUAAGAACUGGUGAUAUCAUGAGAGUCGACGACAAGGGGAACUUCUGGGUCGUUGAUCGCUUGAAGGAGCUAAUCAAAUAUAAAGGGUUCCAGGUCGCCCCGUCUGAGCUCGAGGAUAUAUUGAUCUCGCACCCAAAGGUAUCAGAUGCAGCCGUCUCGUCCAUGUACGACGAUGCGCAGGCAACCGAGCUUCCCUGUGCCUACGUUGUUUUGAAGCCAGAUGUGAUUGCCGGGGAAGCCUCCAACUUGAAAGCAGCGCUGCAAGAGAUUCGGCAAUGGGUUGACGGGCAAGUCGCGGGUUACAAGAAACUUCGAGGAGGUGUCUUCCAUGUCUCGGAACUGCCCAAGACAGCGAGCGGGAAGAUACUGCGGAGGUUGUUGCCGCCAAAACUGCAGCAAUCUAGACAGGCUAGACUAUAG
Molecule: messenger RNA, 1665 nt
Organism: Fonsecaea multimorphosa CBS 102226
Lineage: Eukaryota; Fungi; Ascomycota; Eurotiomycetes; Chaetothyriales; Herpotrichiellaceae
Exons: 1
Coding region: 1-1665 (554 amino acids)
Biological process (GO): secondary metabolic process
Molecular function (GO): CoA-ligase activity
Source: RefSeq, a predicted model, not a curated record